Passer domesticus (house sparrow) is the source of this 4703-nucleotide messenger RNA. It is a transcript of the gene NEMF, whose product is annotated as nuclear export mediator factor. NCBI's taxonomy places the organism in Eukaryota, Metazoa, Chordata, Aves, Passeriformes, Passeridae. Gene Ontology annotation, cellular component: RQC complex. Bases 102 to 3518 code for a protein of 1138 amino acids. Gene Ontology annotation, molecular function: tRNA binding; ribosomal large subunit binding. The record is from RefSeq and is a predicted model, not a curated record. Gene Ontology annotation, biological process: ribosome-associated ubiquitin-dependent protein catabolic process; rescue of stalled cytosolic ribosome. The transcript has 32 exons.
GGCGCGGGGCGGCCGUGAGGGAGCGGGAGCCGUGAGGGGCCGGGAUCGGCCGGGAUCGCGGGCCGGGAUCCCUGUGGGUCUCGGCGGGCGGCGCCGGCGCCAUGAAGUCCCGCUUCAGCACCGUCGACAUCCGCGCGGUGCUCGCCGAGCUGCGGCAGAGCUUGCUGGGAAUGAGAGUGAACAACGUUUAUGAUGUGGAUAACAAGACCUAUCUCAUUCGCCUGCAGAAGCCGGAGUGCAAGGCCACGCUGCUGCUGGAGUCCGGGAUCCGCAUCCACCUGACGGAGUUUGAGUGGCCAAAGAACAUGAUGCCAUCCAGCUUUGCCAUGAAGUGCCGGAAGCACCUGCGGGCGCGGCGCCUGGUGAGCGUGCGGCAGCUGGGCCUGGACCGCGUGGUGGACCUGCAGUUCGGCAGCGAGCACGCCGCCUACCACCUGAUCCUGGAGCUCUACGACAGGGGCAACGUCGUGCUCACCGACCACGAGUACCUGAUCCUCAACAUCCUGCGCUGCCGCACCCACGAGGCCGACGACGUCCGCUUCGCCGUGCGCCAGCGCUACCCCGUGGAGAGUGCCAGGCCUGCCGUGCCCCUGCCCACCUUGGACAGGUUAACUGAAAUCAUAUCAAAUGCACCCAAAGGGGAGCAGCUGAAGAGGGUUCUCAACCCACUCCUCCCUUAUGGGGCCACUCUCAUUGAGCACUGCCUUAUUGAAGCUGGAUUUUCUGGAACUGUCAAAAUAGAUCAACAGCUGGAAAAUAAAGAAAACCUUGAAAAGGUUCUUUCAGCUCUAGAGAAAGCAGAAGAAUACAUGGCCCUCACUGACAACUUCAGUGGAAAGGGUUAUGUUAUCCAGAAAAGGGAGAAGAAGCCAAGUCUGGAACCAGAUAAACCAGCAGAAGAUAUCUACACAUAUGAGGAAUUUCAUCCUUUCUUGUUUUCUCAACAUUCAAAAUGUCCCUACUUGGAAUUUGACUCAUUCAAUAAGGCUACAGAUGAGUUCUACUCCAAGCUGGAGGGGCAGAAGAUCGAUCUGAAGGCCUUGCAGCAGGAAAAACAAGCAUUGAAGAAACUUGAAAAUGUCCGUAGGGACCAUGAGCACAGACUGGAAGCUCUCCAGCAGGCUCAGGAAGCUGACCAGCUGAAGGGGGAGCUGAUCGAGGUGAACCUGGAGGUGGUGGACAGGGCCAUCCGCGUGGUGCGCAGCGCCCUGGCCAACCAGAUCGACUGGGCCGAGAUCGGCGCCAUCGUCAAGGAGGCCCAGGCCCAGGGGGACCCCGUGGCCACGGCCAUCAAGGAGCUCAAGCUGCAGACAAACCACAUCACCAUGCUGCUCAGGAACCCCUAUGUGUUAUCUGAAGAGGAAGAGGAGGAGGAUGGUGCUGACGUAGAGAAGGAAGAAACAGAAGGACCAAAGGGAAAAAAGAAAAAGAAUAAAACCAAACAGUUGAAGAAGCCUCAGAAAAACAAACCCUUAUUGGUUGAUGUUGAUCUCAAUUUGUCUGCCUAUGCCAAUGCCAAAAAGUACUAUGAUCACAAAAGACAUGCAGCCAAGAAAACUCAGAAGACAGUGGAAGCUGCAGAAAAGGCUUUUAAAUCAGCUGAGAAGAAGACAAAGCAAACCCUGAGGGAAGUCCAGACUGUCACCACCAUCCAGAAGGCCAGAAAGGUCUAUUGGUUUGAGAAGUUCCUGUGGUUCAUCAGCUCUGAGAAUUACCUGGUGAUUGCUGGCAGGGAUCAGCAGCAGAACGAGCUGAUCGUGAAGCGUUACCUCAAACCAGGGGACAUCUACGUGCACGCGGAUCUGCACGGAGCCACCAGCUGCGUCAUCAAGAACCCCUCAGGUGAGCCCAUCCCGCCGCGGACGCUGACGGAGGCAGGGACCAUGGCCCUGUGCUACAGCGGUGCCUGGGACGCGCGCGUGGUCACCAGCGCCUGGUGGGUGUCCCACAGCCAGGUUUCUAAAACUGCCCCCACGGGAGAAUAUCUCACUACUGGCAGCUUCAUGAUCCGAGGGAAAAAGAAUUUCCUUCCACCUUCCUAUCUGAUGAUGGGCUUCAGCUUCUUGUUUAAGGUGGAUGAGAGCUGUGUCUGGAGGCACCGCGAGGAGAGGAAGGUCAAGGUGCAGGAGGAGGAGCUGGGCACGGUUCCCAGCAGUGCCAGUGAGCUGCUGGCUGAGGACGUGGAGCUUUUAGAUGGAGGAGACAGCAGCAGUGAGGAGGAAAAAGCCGAGGCUGGGGAAGCUCCAGGGGAUGUGGAAGCUCCAGGGGAUGUGGAAGCUCCAGAGGAUGUGGAAGCUCCAGGGGAUGUGGAAGCUCCAGAGGAUGUGGAAGCUCCAGAGGAUGUGGAAGCUCCAGAGGAUGUGGAAGCCACAGCUGAGAGCACCCAAGAGGAGGGCAGAGCUGAGCAGGAAGGAGGGAACACUCCUGCUCCAGAGGCUGACUCCGAGGAGGAGGAGGAUGGAGACUCUGAGGAGGAGCAUCCAGAGCCCAAGGGGGAGGUGAAGGAGGAAGAGGUGAAUUAUCCAGACACCACAAUCGACCUGUCACACCUUCAGCCCCAGAGAUCCCUGCAGAAGAUCAUCCCCAAAGAGGAAGAGCCCAGCUUGGGUGACAGCAGGGCCCAGGGCCGGAGGCACCUCUCUGCCAAGGAGAGGAGAGAAAUGAAGAAAAAGAAGCAGCAGAACAACUCUGAGAACUCGGAGCUGUCUGAAGAGAAGCAGAAGGAGACAGAGCCAGAGCCCCAGCCUGUGGCUGCUCCCAACUGCCCCAAGGCAGCUCCAGCCCCCCAGCCCAUCAAGCGGGGCCAGAAGAGCAAAAUGAAGAAGAUGAAGGAGAAGUACAGGGACCAGGACGAGGAGGACCGGGAGCUCAUCAUGAAGCUGCUGGGGUCUGCAGGCUCCAACAGGGAGGACAAAGGGAAAAAAGGCAAGAAGGGGAAGACCAAAGAAGAGGCAAAGAAGCAACAGCAGAAACCCAAACCCGUGCAUCGUGCAGCAGGAGGGGGCAAGGAGACCCUCCCAGCAGGUAUUGUGCUGCACGAGGCACAGGAGCCAGCCCUGGAUGAGCUGCAGGAGGACAAGGAGGAGCAGGACCAGGAGCAGCCAGGACUGGAGGAGAGCGAGGCCCUGCUGGACUCCCUGACGGGGCAGCCCCACCCCGAGGACAUCCUGCUCUUUGCUGUCCCCAUCUGUGCUCCCUACACAGCCAUGACCAACUACAAGUAUAAAGUCAAGCUCACGCCGGGCACGCAGAAGAAGGGCAAAGCUGCCAAGAUUGCCUUGCACAAUUUCAUGCAGUCCAAAGAAGCCAGUGCCCGGGAGAAGGAUCUGUUCCGCAGCGUGAAGGUGGGGCUGGCUCUGUGUCCCCUCUGCAGAGCAGAGCAGAGUGGCCACAGCUGCCACUUUGGGAGGAAAUGCUGCCAAAACAUUGUGUGCUGCUGGGUUUGUUCAGCAGUGGAGUUUGUACUCCUGGGGAAGGUCAGAGAGUCCUGCAGUGCUUUGGGGUGGAAAGGAUCUUAAAAAUCCAUGGGCAGGGACACUUCCCACUACCCCAGGCUGCUCCAAGCCCCAUCCAGCCUGGCCUUGGACACUCCCAGCUCCUCUGGGAAAGCUCUGCUGCCCAGGCUGGGGAGGACCAGGAGAAGCUGAGCCUCAGUGGGAGCACUGGGCCUUCUGUGUCUGCACUGUGUCACUGUCUGACAAAAGCAGCAUCUCCAACAAACCCUCUGGGUUUGGAAUUCCUGGAGCAGGGCAGGAGCUUGCACUGGAGCUGAGGUUGGAGAUGUCCUGGUGCUCACCGGGGCCAAGGAGAGGAUCAUGCCAGUGCUCCAGAAAGGCUUUCCUGCUGUGGUCACUUCUCCUCUCCCCUGUUCCCUAGGACACAGAUCUGUCAAGAAAUAUUCCUGGGAAGGUGAAAGUGUCUGCACCUCACCUCCAGAACAUGAAGAGGAAGUGAUUCCAUGCUGGGGGCUCUGGCCCCACACCAGACCCGGGGCUGGGACAGACAGACACAGAGCCAGGACCAGGACUGAAUUCCAGCAGCCAGGGCCUGCAUUCCUGCUGGUUUAGCUGGACUCUUAUACAAAUUGCAGAUAAAAGUGGAAUUAAAUUGCUGGCAUUUGGUCAGGAAUGUCCUCCCCUGCUGCUGCUUCUCUCUUUGAGCGCUCGUUCCCCUCUGCUGGGCCAAGGCUCUGGAAUUUGGGGCAGGAAAACUCCGGGGUGUUCAAUUCCAGAGCCUCCAGGAGGGCAGUGCCAGUGGAGAACGCUUCCUUUGGGAAGGUGGAAUCUUGUUUCCCCCCAAACAUCCCCUGGCUGUGGAGAGAGGAAGGUGCAGGCCCAGAUCCCCCCAGCCCAGCUGUGCCAGAACCUGUGGAGGGGAGGAAGAGCAGGGCUGGGAGUCAGGAUAAACCCCCAGGAUCUCAGGAAUUACAGCACAGGAAUUGUUCUACAAGUCAACGUUUUUAAUUAGUUUUUGAAGACAGCUUAAAACAUGAUUCCCCCUUCCCCACAGCAGCACAGCCUGGCCCUGUCCCCCGUGUCCCCUCUCCAUGUCCCUGCAGCCAGGGGACAUCCCUGGGGCUAUUCCAGGGGCAGGGAACAGGCACAAACUCUCAGUUACACUCGCAGGGCAGAAUAUCUGCUACCUAAGGUUCACAACUGAAGUUCCACAACAUAAAAAUUCAAAAAAAAAAAACCAAAACCAAA